Molecule: messenger RNA, 2078 nt
Organism: Oncorhynchus kisutch (coho salmon)
Lineage: Eukaryota; Metazoa; Chordata; Actinopteri; Salmoniformes; Salmonidae
Product: transcriptional repressor protein YY1-like
Exons: 6
Coding region: 190-1368 (392 amino acids)
Biological process (GO): regulation of transcription by RNA polymerase II
Cellular component (GO): chromatin; PcG protein complex; transcription regulator complex
Molecular function (GO): RNA polymerase II cis-regulatory region sequence-specific DNA binding; DNA-binding transcription factor activity, RNA polymerase II-specific
Source: RefSeq, a predicted model, not a curated record
CUAGAAUGGUCCCACCUGAUCUCGCCUUCUCCCAUCUUUGAGGACAUGUAAUUUCAUCGUUAGAGCGGUCACUCGACUGUCUUGUCAAUAUAAUUGAUCAUCGAAGAGGAACAACAGGGGCAAGGGGGGGUUUGUGGGGCAAAUGAGCACAGCACAGGCUGCGUGAGAAGUAAGCUGGUAGGAUUCAACAUGGCAUCGGGCGAUACGCUUUAUAUUGAGGCGGACGGCUCGGAGAUGCCGGCCGAACUAGUGGAGUUACACGAGAUAGAGGUGGAAACGAUACCGGUAGAGACUUUCGAGACUACAGUGGUCGGGGGAGACGACGACCAGCCGAUGAUAGCACUCCAGCCGCUGGUAUCAGACGACCCGAAUUCGAUCCACCACCACCACCAUCAAGAAGUGAUCCUAGUGCAGACAAGAGAGGAAGUUGUUGGCGGGGAUGAUUCGGAUAUGCUUGCGGACGGGGGUUACGAGGAUCAAAUCCUCAUCCCCGUCCCAGCACCCGGGGUGGAAGACGAGUACAUCGAACAGACUCUGGUGACUGUAGCCGGGAAAAACUCGGUUGGUCGGAUGAAGAGAGGGGUAGGCGGCAGUGGCAAAAAAGCUGGCCAAAAGAGUUAUUUGGGUGCUGUAGAACCAAGCAGUAGAAAAUGGGAACAGAAGCAGGUGCAAAUAAAGACUAUGGAGGGGGAAUUCUCUGUUACAAUGUGGGCUUCGGAUGACAAAAAAGACAUUGACCAUGAGUCAGUUGUUGAAGAACAGAUCAUUGGGGAGAAUUCCCCUCCGGACUACUCUGAAUACAUGACGGGGAAGAAGCUGCCCCCUGGAGGGAUACCUGGCAUCGACCUGUCAGACCCCAAACAGCUGGCAGAGUUUGCCAGGUCAGUGUCUAUCUGCCUAAACUCACCUGUCCAUCAAGGUUCCUUCAGUGACUCUGCUGGUCCCUAUGGUCAGAACUCAGUGUGGAUGAAGCCGAGGAAGGUAAAAGAAGACGAUGCGCCCAGGACGAUAGCCUGCCCUCACAAAGGCUGCACAAAGAUGUUCAGGGACAAUUCAGCGAUGAGGAAGCAUCUCCACACCCACGGGCCUCGUGUGCACGUCUGUGCCGAGUGUGGCAAGGCCUUCGUAGAGAGUUCCAAACUCAAACGUCACCAACUCGUUCACACAGGGGAGAAACCCUUCCAAUGUACCUUUGAGGGCUGUGGGAAGAGGUUUUCGCUGGACUUUAACUUGCGCACACACGUUCGUAUCCACACCGGAGACCGGCCCUACGUAUGCCCCUUUGACGGCUGCAAUAAGAAGUUUGCACAGUCAACCAACCUCAAGUCUCACAUCCUCACACACGCCAAAGCCAAAAACAACCAAUGAGAGCCCUCCGACCUUCCCCAAGUCCCACCCCCACAGCAGCAUCUUAAUGACACCACACGUCAAACCUCCUUUGAUGAAAGAAGGAAAUUAUUGAAAAAUACUUUGAUAAAUACGGAGAUUAAAUCCUCUCUUCUCCCAUUGGUUGACUGAAGAACACAGUGGCACUCUUCAAAAAGAUGAAACCCCUCUCCCAACCUUCCACCCCCCUCUCUCCUCACUUCAUUGCGGCUUCAUUUUUAUUGCCAUAAAUAUGGAACUCAUGGACUAACAGACUAUUCUUUCUGCCAUGGAGCUGCAUGAGUGAGGGAGCAAUUAGGCUAUUCUUUCUGCCAUGGAGCUGCAUGAGAGAGAGAGCAAUUAGGCUAUUCUUUCUGCCAUGGAGCUGCAUGAGAGAGAGAGAGCAAUUAGGCUAUUCUUUCUGCCAUGGAGCUGCAUGUUAGAGAGAGCAAUCAGGCUAUUCUUUCUGCCAUGGAGCUGCAUGUUAGAGAGAGCAAUCAGGCUAUUCUUUCUGCCAUGGAGCUGCAUGUUAGAGAGAGCAAUCAGGCUAUUCUUUCUGCCAUGGAGCUGCAUGUUAGAGAGAGCAAUCAGGCUAUUCUUUCUGCCAUGGAGCUGCAUGUUAGAGAGAGCAAUCAGGCUAUUCUUUCUACCAUGGAGCUGCAUGUUAGAGAGAGCAAUCAGGCUAUUUUUCCACUUUCAGCAUAGAUUUUAAU